Fusarium tjaetaba is the source of this 666-nucleotide messenger RNA. RefSeq lists its product as uncharacterized. The transcript has 5 exons. The coding region runs from base 1 to 666 and encodes 221 amino acids. NCBI's taxonomy places the organism in Eukaryota, Fungi, Ascomycota, Sordariomycetes, Hypocreales, Nectriaceae. The record is from RefSeq and is a predicted model, not a curated record.
AUGAAAGCGUCUAUCAUGACCCCGCUUAUGUCCCUCGUGGGCCUGACGAUGGCCGUUGAUAUCCGCUCAGAUAUCCCUGAGGGCUACACUAUUGUGCCUAUGACGUGGGUCGGCCCCAUCGAGGAGGGCGGCAAAAACCACACCUUCAAGGGCACAGCUGAGGAGGUGCUGGCUCAGAUCGAAAAGCUCAACCCCAACUUUGCCGAGUUCGCUGACAGCAAGAAGAAAGACGACAGCACGAAGGUGUCUAUACGUGCCCUGGAAGCUCGCCAGCCGACUCGCGUCGCUUGUGAUGGAGGAGGCCCAAACGGAGGCCAAAGCAUGCGCACCAAAGUCAGUGACGCGCGCCAAGGAAUCGAUCAUCUCAGAAGGCUUGGAGACUUUGGAUGCGGUGCCCCUGCAAGAUCAUGCGCACGCAUGACGUGCAAUUGGCAGUCUGCCAUUUGGUUCUGCAACGAUAAUGACUACGAGGUCAGCGACCGUUGCGAUUGGCAGGGUUACUUGGCUGAGCUGGUGAUUGAGAAAUGUCAGCGGCAUGUCAAGGCUGACUGCUGGGUUCCCAAUCCUGUUUGUACCAAUUGCUGUCAGGCUAUUGACACAUGGCUUGUCAUGGGCGCACAGUACGACGUACGGAAUUGGAACGUCAUGAUUAAUGGAGGCUGCUAG